UAAGAGUUAGUGGCAAUCCACCACAUAAAUAUAUAAACAUACAACCAAACACUAACUUAACAUAAUCAUCAUUUUAUCGAUCAUCUUAAACGAACCAUUGACUUUAUACAUCUCCCAUUAAAAACCCCCCAUCAUCUUAUUUCUCUCUCAUCAUCUUCUUGGCUCUACCUAAGUUUUGAUUGUUUCUCUCACUAGAAUUACAGUGACGUGUUUGGCUGCUGAUUAUUGGAAGAAGAAGAAGGAGGAGGAAAAAGGGAGGUGUUUUGGUAAUUUACAAAUGGAUCAAAAGCUAGUUCCAAAAUUGCAAAGAAAUGAGUCAAGUAGACAUGGAAGGCUUGAGAGAUUCUCCCAUUAUGUUGCAAGACAAAUUGGGUUCGAUGAUCCGUACGAGUGUCCUCAGCUAUGCAAAUUGGCAAAUGAUUAUUUGAAGAAAACAGAAGGAAGUGAAAGUUCUAUCUAUGAAUUUUUCUCCAAUGAUCCAGCUCCUGAAUUUCUCUAUGUCAAAUUAAUUGAAGAAUUUGAUAAAUGUAUUCUUAGCUAUUUUGCUUUUCAUUGGAGCCAAACACCUCUUAUGAUCAGUCAGGUGUUGGGCAAUAAUGAUAAUGAGAAGAAAAAGCUCAAAGACCUUGUGAUGGCAGCUACAAGGAAACAAAGAUUUGAAAGGGUGAUAAGGAACUUGAAGGUGACAAGAGUUUUCGCAACAUUAGUAGAGGAGAUGAGAGCAAUAGGUGGGAUUGCCUCCGGCGGCAACGGCGGAGAAUCCAAGUGUACGGAGGUGAUGGUGCCGGUGGCUCACAAUAAAAGAAGUCCAGUCCUCCUUCUCAUGGGUGGUGGCAUGGGUGCUGGAAAGAGCACUGUCCUCAAAGACAUCCUCAAAGAGCCAUUUUGGUCAGGAGUCGGGUCGAAUGCAGUAGUUGUAGAAGCAGAUGCAUUCAAAGAAACAGAUGUAAUUUACAGAGCCCUUAGUUCAAACGGUCAUCAUGGUGACAUGCUACAAACUGCUGAACUAGUACACCAAUCAUCAACAAAUGCAGCACAAUCGUUGUUAGUUACAGCCUUAAACGAAGGUCGAGACGUGAUCAUGGACGGGACAUUAGCAUGGAUUCCCUUUGUGGAACAAACCAUUGAAAUGGCUCGUAACGUUCACAAGACUCGAUAUAGAAUGGGACUUGGUUAUAAGGAAGCAGAGGAUGGUACUACUAUUGAGAAUUAUUGGGAACAAAUGGAAGAUGAUGAUGAGAAUUCUAAGCAAGAAAAGGGUAGGAAACCUUAUAGAAUUGAGCUUGUUGGUGUUGUUUGUGAUGCUUAUCUUGCGGUUGUUAGAGGCAUUAGGAGAGCGAUAAUGGUUGGAAGGGCAGUGAGGGUGCAAUCACAGCUUAAGUCUCACAAGAGAUUUGCAAGUGCAUUUCCACACUAUUGUGAACUUGUUGACAAUGCUAGGCUUUAUUGCACCAACGCCGUUUGCGGUCCGCCUAGGUUGAUAGGAUGGAAGGAUGGACACAGCAGACUUUUAGUAGAUGUGGAAGAAAUACAAUGCCUUAACAUUUUGAGCAGCCUCAAUGAUGAAGCCGAGUCCAUUUACGAACUUCACACAAAUCAAAGCCCACUUUCUCAUCAGGGUUCGGCCUGGAAAGAAAUGGUCUUAUCAACACUUAGGCCCGACAUUCAGAACAAUCUCAAGACUGCUAUUAUCAAAUCGGAACUAGCAUUUGCCCAUAUUUAAAACUAGUCUUAUCCAUUUUAUUCAAAUUCCUAAUUGCUUUCUUCUUUCA
Spinacia oleracea (spinach) is the source of this 1772-nucleotide messenger RNA. Its product is annotated as calmodulin calcium-dependent NAD kinase. Gene Ontology annotation, molecular function: kinase activity; ATP binding. Bases 278 to 1723 code for a protein of 481 amino acids. The record is from RefSeq and is a predicted model, not a curated record. NCBI's taxonomy places the organism in Eukaryota, Viridiplantae, Streptophyta, Magnoliopsida, Caryophyllales, Amaranthaceae. The transcript is spliced from 7 exons.